Molecule: messenger RNA, 134 nt
Organism: Racocetra persica
Lineage: Eukaryota; Fungi; Glomeromycota; Glomeromycetes; Diversisporales; Gigasporaceae
Source: the annotation of a GenBank genome assembly
CACACAGAGCCUUACCUUAGAUUGCAAACUUAUCCAUCAACUGGUACCGAGAAUGGAGAAUGUCCAUAUUGUCAGGGAAUGCUACAGACAAUAGAACAUUUUGAACUCUACCAGGGCGGCCUUCAAAAAUACAU